Molecule: messenger RNA, 691 nt
Organism: Eutrema salsugineum
Lineage: Eukaryota; Viridiplantae; Streptophyta; Magnoliopsida; Brassicales; Brassicaceae
Product: heavy metal-associated isoprenylated plant protein 39
Exons: 3
Coding region: 230-541 (103 amino acids)
Molecular function (GO): metal ion binding
Source: RefSeq, a predicted model, not a curated record
ACGAAGCAAAGCGACUUUAGAAAAGUAGGCGUAGUAAGAAUAUUGCAGAGCUGUCCAUACGUCACAUAUCUCACCCUUUACCAAAAGCCACCACAAAUUUUUGUUGUCAAUAAUCACUCAUUACCCAAUUCUCUCUUUUAUUCAUCACAAUUUUUUUUUUUUUUAAUCAAACUCUUUCCUCUCGAUCUGAUCUCUGACUCUUCCUUACUUCUCCAAGAUCACACACGAAAUGGCUCAGAAAGUGGUGUUGAAGGUUUUAACCAUGACGGAUGAUAGGACCAAGCAGAAAGCCAUAGAAGCUGCAGCUGAUAUCUUCGGAGUUGAUUCGAUAGCAGCGGAUAUGAAGGAGCAAAAAUUAACGGUGAUCGGUAUGAUGGAUGCGGUUGCGGUGGUAAAGAAGCUGAAGAAGGUCGGUAAAGUCGAUUUGAUAUCGGUCGGACCGGCAAAAGAGGAGAAGAAAGAAGAGAAGAAGGAAGAGAAAAAAGAGGAGAAGAAAGAGGAGAAGAAGGAAGAGAAGAAGGAAGAAGAAGCUAAGAAAUAAGAACUCUAUUGAAAAUUAGAAUUCGUAAAUUUUUGUCAUCUUGAUUUCACAAUCAGAACGCUAAAUCAUUGAAUAAUUUAUAAUGUAAUAUUAGUUGUUCAACACACUGUAACAAAACUAAGAGUUAAACAUUUUCAAGGAACAACCAAA